AUCUGAGGGGGGUGGGAACCGUGUAAUAGGGGCGGGGGGAAGAAAAACGUUCUUAAAAAAAUAUUAAAAAGAAAACAUCCCACUUGGCAGCGAGUGCGCGGGAAGUUCAGCGAGCGAGUUCCGGGCUUCCCGCCCGCCCGCAGAAGACCGCCGGUGAGCCCCCAGCCUCCGCCUGACCCUCCGCUCCGCCGUGUCCGUCAGUCAGUCGCUCUGUUGCCCCUUCGUAGCCAGAUCGGUGGCCGUGGGGACCUUUGGAUAAGGGUGUUGCCUGAGCUGGGGGAGCUGUGUCUGAACUCCAUUGCUUGGUCUUUGUGUGGUGAUCCCGAGGCCUCCACACUUGAGCCGGGCCAAAGCUGUGGCCUACUACCCCUCACAGGGAUUGCUCCAAGAGUUCCAGGGGACAGGCUCACAGUGGCAAGGACAAGGAGAUGAGUGUAGCAGCCAAGUACCGCAUGGCCUCCCUGUAUGUGGGUGACUUGCAUGCAGAUGUCACCGAGGACCUGCUGUUCAGGAAGUUCAGCGCCGCGGGGCCCGUGCUGUCCAUCCGCAUCUGCAGGGACCAGGUCACCCGCCGCUCUCUGGGCUAUGCCUACGUGAACUUCUUGCAGCUGACUGAUGCCCAGAAGGCGCUGGACACAAUGAACUUUGACAUCAUAAAAGGCAAAUCCAUCCGUCUCAUGUGGUCUCAGCGUGAUGCCUACUUGAGGAGAUCUGGAAUUGGGAACGUGUUCAUCAAGAAUCUGGACAAAUCUAUCGAUAACAAAACCCUUUAUGAACAUUUUUCAGGUUUUGGAAAGAUUCUUUCCUCCAAGGUGAUGAGUGAUGAUCAAGGUUCCAAGGGCUAUGCAUUUGUGCACUUUCAGAACCAGAGUGCUGCAGACAGGGCCAUUGAGGAGAUGAAUGGAAAACUACUCAAGAGCUGCAAGGUAUUUGUUGGCAGAUUCAAAAACCGAAAAGAUCGUGAAGCUGAACUCAGAAGCAAAGCCAGUGAAUUCACCAAUAUUUACAUCAAAAACUUUGGAGGCGACAUGGAUGAUGAGAGAUUGAAGGACGUUUUCAGCAAAUAUGGCAAAACUCUGAGUGUUAAGGUGAUGACAGAUUCCAGUGGGAAAUCCAAAGGCUUUGGCUUUGUGAGUUUCGAUAGCCAUGAGGCUGCCAAGAAAGCUGUUGAAGAAAUGAAUGGAAGGGACAUAAAUGGGCAGCUGAUUUUUGUAGGCCGGGCGCAAAAGAAAGUAGAGCGACAGGCUGAGUUAAAGCAAAUGUUUGAGCAGCUGAAAAGGGAACGAAUUCGUGGGUACCAGGGAGUAAAGCUCUAUGUUAAGAACCUUGAUGACACCAUUGAUGAUGAAAAACUACGAAACGAAUUUUCUUCAUUUGGAUCAAUUAUUAGAGUUAAGGUAAUGCAGCAAGAGGGCCAGAGCAAAGGGUUUGGCUUCAUCUGCUUCUCCUCUCUAGAGGAUGCUACUAAAGCAAUGAUAGAGAUGAAUGGCUGCUUCUUGGGCUCCAAACCUAUUAGCAUUGCCUUGGCCCAGAGUUAUUAGGAAAGAUAAACAUACCUUCCCAGUUAGCAUCUGCAACAGUUGGGGAAAUGAUAGUGAUCUCUGCCUGAACUGACCUCAGUAAAUUUCAUAUUCCACAUGAUGGGUGCUUAGUUUAGUGAAUUUUAUGAUGAAACGUUUUUUAUACAAAGCCAUUUUUUUCUUUUCUGGAAAAAUAAAUGGAGCUUAGUUCAUUUUACAGAGGCACAUUUUCUAAUUUUAAUAUUGCAUAUUUUUCUUAUUUUGAUGUUGUGUUCAUAGCAAUAAGUAUAAAUAGAAAUAUCUUUAUUACAUUUGAACCAAAUGAAAUAAGGUAAUUAUUUGAAUUUAUUGCAUAUUUUAUUUUAGUAAUAUUGCUAGCUUUAAUUUCUUCUAUGAAAAUAUGCUCAAAAUAGUUCUUACACCUAAAGAUUCCAAAGUAUUUUUACUGACAGAAAUUUUCUAAUUUUUCAUCCAAGUUUUGAGAAAUCAGACUUUUAGAAAUUUAUAGUAUGAAUUUAAAGAUCUAAUUUCAUUUUGAAUAAAUGCUUAAAGUACUCAGAUAUAGUUGAAUUUAUUUUAAAUUUAUAUCCUGACAUGCUUGUUUUUCGGAUGGUUUAAAUUAAGAUGAUGGAGGUUUUUAAUGUUGCCUAAAAACUGGCUUUAUUUGUUUUGUUCUUUCCAUUAGUUGACUAUAAUUCAGGUACUUUCUUGUUAAUCUAAAUUGUAACUUGCACUGUAAAACCUUAACUUCUACAUUCCUUAAGUUAUAUAUCUGUAUCAACUCAGGUGAUCCAAAGUUGGCCUGGUCUUAAAUCUCUUCAUACCUAUACGGCUUAAUAUUUUCCCUUACAUUUUUACCAGAUGCUAUUAUUAUGAAAGUCAUGUAUACAGAUUGUAGAAAUUCUGUUUAAAAACUUUUAAAAUCUGUUUUAUAUCGUUUUGUGUAGUGAUAGUCUCUUAGGGUUCAGAAAAGUAAGUUCCUCUAUUUUUAUAAACUCACCUCUCCUUUUAUUAGACUAUGGCAGCUAUGUAACCCAUUAAGGUUCACUUUUAGCCUUCAUUGAUCAGAAAGUCACUGGCUGAUUUUCUGAUAAAAUGAAGUUACAUCACUUAUUCUGUUUUCUAGCAUAAUUUUUAGUUUAGGACCAUUCCCCUAUUUCCCUUUCUCUCCUGCCUUUCAUCUAUAUUCCUCAGCUUUUUAAAAUACUUUCUAAAGGAUUUUUUUUUUUUUAAUGUUGGCUUUUAAUAUGUGCUGCUUCAAAUCCAUUGGGAAAUCUUGGCAAGAGUUUUUUAUUUACAUUUAAAUAAUUGCUUUACAAAUUCUGAUUCAUACCAAAGGUACCUAGCAAGCAAGUGCUUUUGUUUUUACUGUUUUUAUAUUUUUACUUGGCUUAGUUGUUUCUUAUAACUAUUAUUCACAUCCUCUAUUUCAUAUAUUACUAAUAUAAAAGAAAUACUAAAAUAUUUUUUGGCAAUACCUCAGCUUAUGAAUGAGAAAAAUUUGUUACCUUUUAUUUUUAUAGAAAUUAUGCGUAUAUUCUUUGCACAUUUUCUAAAAUAAAAAUAUUUUAGGCCAUAAAAAGAUUGCAUAUAAUUGUAUUAUGCAAACCAAUUCCCUAUUAUAAUUUGUUACAUAUUUUUCUAUUUUUGUUCUCUCUCUACAUAUAUACAUACACCUAGGUAAUUUACGAAAAAUAGGAUAAUAUUACCAAUGUUGUUUGAAAUUGUUUUCUUAAUUAAACAAUAUGAUAUGGUCAACUUCUAUGCUCACAAUAAUCAUUUGUGUUAUAAUCUGAGUGAUUUUUAUGUUUUGUUCAAUGACUGUACCAAAAUAUAACUAAUUUCUUAUUGAUAAACUUAUAUGUUGCUAGAUAAUUUCUUCCUUUUUUCUUUCUUCCUCUAUCAUAAAUAACUUAGAGAUUAACAUCCUUGCAAACUUGUAUAUGCAAAUAUGUCUGUUUUCUUAAGAAAAUGUUUAGAAGUGGAAUUAAUGGCUAAAAAAGAAUCAGUUUUAAAAAGUAAUUUUGAUAAAUAUUGCUUAAAUGCUGUCCAGAAUACUUGGGGCACUUACAUUUCCAUUGUCAUUGUAGGAGAAUGCCUGUUUCCAUAUGCUCCAAGAAACAAGGGUUUUUUAAAAAAGCUAUUGGUCAAUUCAACAUGAUAUAUAAAACAAACCAUUUCGUCAUUGCUUUAUUUCACUUUUGUAAAUUACAAAAAUUAAACAGCAUUUGUGUACUCACUGACCAUUUGUAUUUUCAUACUUAUGAGUUAAUGUCUCAUGAUCAUAAUUUAUUUUCUUGUUGGAGUGUUUUUUAUUUACAUGGAUUUUUAGAUUUCUUUGCAUAUUACGACAACAUUUUAGACUUUUUCCCCUGAUAUUUCAUUUUCUUUACAGUCUUGAAGGUUAUUCAAAAUUAAAUGUUAAGCUGGAAAGUUUCAGUAUUUUACUUAAAUGACUUUGAUGUCAUGCUUCAAAAUAUUUUGAACACUUUAAAUAUAUACAUUCACACAAAUAUAUAUACAUCCACACAAUUUAUCUGUAUUGUGUUUAUGACUUUCAGAAUUUCGUAUUCUCCAUGCUUCUAACUAAAAUUUUGGUGCAUAAAAAGUAUCUUAUAUAAAACCUAUAGUAAAUCUUUAAAAAAUAUGCUUUUCCAUCUUUAAUAACAUAUGUUUUGGUAAAUACCUGAUUCAGAGAGCCAAUGAAUUAGAGUCGGCAUAUGAGUUUCACAUAGAUUCUUAUACUAAGUAAGUAUUUACCAAAACAUAUAUUAGAAGCAGAAAGUUGUUAAAAAGGUUUACCAGACAAGAAGACUGGAAAGUGUAUUAAGUGUGCCUGACCUUGACAUCUUAUUCUGUAUAAUCUAGUCUCCAUCUUAAUUCAAAAAAGCUAAUCUGUAAAACUGUUCAAAUAUUUGAACAAUAUUUGAUAAUGCUUACAUAUAUUUUCAAGAUAAUAUCAGGAAACAAGAGUUCUGUCAUCUAUAUAAGGAAUUAAUAGGACAUAACAUCAGAUGUCUAGAUGAAUUAUAGCUGUGCCUAAUUACACAAUAAUCUGCCUUCUUAGUAGAAAUUGCUUAUUUCCAGCAUUUACUGUAAAAAAGUGACUAAGUCGGUUUACAAAAAUAUACAAUCCUAUGGAUUUCUUUAAUUCAUUUAAAUUUUGUUCAUUCUAAUUCUUUUUGGUGUGUGAUAAUAGCAAGUUAUCUUAGUGGAAAAUACAGAUUCAUUCAUUAAAGAAUAUUAAAUCUUUUGUGCCCAAGUGCCUUAAUAAAAUAAGUAGAAUCUUAACUUUUCUGAUAAGCAUUCCAGUAAAAACUAAUGUACAUAGAUAUGCCUUGAGCCACUGUUUCUACUUUCAUCUUUCUCUCCACACAUAUUGCCAUGUCUGCUGUGUAGUUGCCUGCUUAUGUGUACAGCCAUUUCAAUAAAUAUAUUAUUUUAACAUUUUGUCUUUUCAAUUUCAAAUAGGAAUUUAUAGUUGGUAAAAAUAAAAAUUUUAAAGUGAUUUAAUAUUGUCAUUUUCAUGUUCUCAAUAGUGUUAUAGAUCCCCUGAGAAAAUGUCAAAUAAAAUAUAAUAUUUCAGAGGUGAAA
Messenger RNA from Macaca mulatta (Rhesus monkey), 5114 nucleotides. The record is from RefSeq and is a predicted model, not a curated record. NCBI's taxonomy places the organism in Eukaryota, Metazoa, Chordata, Mammalia, Primates, Cercopithecidae.